GUCAGCAGCAAGACAACAUGGAGGUUACAGCUCUCCCAUCACUGUUAUGCAGCUCUCUUGUCUCUCCAGUGAUGAUUGUGUUGUUGCUGCUGGUCACACAAGUUGACUUCAGUUAUUCUCAAAACGCUGAGGUAAAUUUUCCUCAGGUUGUUCCAGACAGACAGCAGCACUUUCAAUAUGAGUCCAUUGUUGUCAGCUGUGAGGGACUGGAGGGGCUGACUGGAUGGAGAGUGAUGAGGAACAUCAGAGGAGUUGUUAAAACAUGUGCUGCUAGCUGGUCGGCAUCAACAGGACCCUGCAGAAUUACAACUGUGUAUCCAGACCUUGACAGUGGAGAAUACUGGUGUGAGAUGGGAGGAGGAAAGAGAACCAACACUGUCAACAUCACUGUCACUGCUGGUUCUGUGAUCUUGGACAGUCCUGUCCUUCCUGUGAUGGAGGGAGACAGUGUGACUCUGAGCUGUAGAAAGAAGCUGACAUCCUCCAACCUCACUGCUGAAUUCUUUAAAGAUGGCCACUUCAUGGAGAGCAGCUCUACAGGAAACAUUACCAUCCACAAUGUUUCAAAUUCUCAUGAAGGACUCUACAAGUGCAGAACCUCUGAUGUUGGAGAAUCACCAGAGAGCUGGUUGGCUGUCAGAGAAGCUCAUGAGGAGCCUCACCCUUCCUCCCAUCAUACCCCUCAGCUGUACCUGCUGCUCUGCGUUGGCCUCUGUGUUUUCUUGGUGGCUCUGCUGAUGUUGGUCGGAUUAGUGCGAUGUAGGAAACGUCAAACAAUUGUUACAGGUACAGCAACCUCUCCUUCCUCCUUCCAGUCUUCCUCUUCUCCACAAACAGUGUCUGGAGAGGCCCGUGUAGCUGAUCCGGUAGAGCCAACGUAUGCUCUCAUCACAAAACCCAUGAAGGAGAGAGAACCAAGAGCAUACAGCUGCUCAGCGACACCAGUUCCCUAUGCAGGUUACUGAGAGCAGAGACACCUGGCUGAAGAGAGGAGGAGAGACUAUUUAAAGCUCUAUAAUGUAUGCAAGAAGGAAGUCAUACACGAGCCUUUCGUGAACAUUUCGUACUUUAAACUAUUUGGAACUGUUACAUUUUAAUUACCUCUAUUGCAGAAUGAAUGUUUGAUUAUAACAGCUUUAGUGUGUAAGGAAAUAUAUUGAGAAACAGUUAUUGUUAUUAUUACGAUAUAGCAGUUUAUGUUGACUUGUAAAGACUUUACAUGUGUUGAUUCUUAAAGAAAUGUGUGGCUUUUUAUGAAGUGGAAAUGACCUAAAAGCAGAGCAUGAUCAUCAUCUGAGAGCGAGAGCCAACUCACAGUAUCAGUGUCUAUUUCAAGAGGUAUCAGUUCAUCACAGUUAACCCACAUUGUUCUCUCUUCUGUGUCUGUCCACGCACCUGAAAACGCUCUUUACAAGAACAGAGCUGCUGCUGCCUUUAAACACUCUCGCUGUGGCCUCUGUGGUCACACAGUGUCACACACACUGAUGUAUUAUUGACCUAGAAGUUGGUUUGACCAUUAAUUAUUUAACCAUGAACAUUAUGUUAACACAAGACCUUUUUAUAAGAAUAUAAGGUCAACCAGCUGAUGAGGUUGAGGGAUGUGAGAGGGAAUACAGGUAGUUGUGUCACUGAAUAUGGUGUCAAAGGUUCCACCUCACAUUUAAAUGUUGUAUUUAUAUUACAACAAUUUAUCUCUUAUAAAGCUUUUACAGCACAGUGCUGCCGCCCAUAAUAUUGUAUUGCAACCAUCAUUAUGAUAACUGCUCAUGGUGGCAAUACAAUGCAUUUAGACAUGCAGACAUGGUAAAGACAACCUGCUGAAGCUCCAACCAAGCAUGAUCAGAAAUACACAGUAUUCAGUGACUGUUUAGAGUGUAACAAUUAAACCUACUGCACCUAUCUGCUACACCACUAAUUACCAGUUCAAAG
This is a messenger RNA of Dicentrarchus labrax (European seabass), 1929 nucleotides long. Its product is annotated as low affinity immunoglobulin gamma Fc region receptor III-like. The transcript is spliced from 9 exons. Gene Ontology annotation, biological process: cell surface receptor signaling pathway. The record is from RefSeq and is a predicted model, not a curated record. Lineage: Eukaryota; Metazoa; Chordata; Actinopteri; Moronidae. The coding region runs from base 18 to 965 and encodes 315 amino acids. Gene Ontology annotation, molecular function: transmembrane signaling receptor activity.